This is a messenger RNA of Marchantia polymorpha subsp. ruderalis, 1387 nucleotides long. NCBI's taxonomy places the organism in Eukaryota, Viridiplantae, Streptophyta, Marchantiopsida, Marchantiales, Marchantiaceae. The record is from the annotation of a GenBank genome assembly.
CUACCGGCGCCGGAGCCGGAGCAGGACGAAGACAACUCGCGAGGAGUUCUCAGCGAAGAUGCGCCGGCGGCGUGCGAAUGAUCUGGUGGUCCGACAUUUUCUGGAUCUGUGCUCGCGUGCAGCGAUGCUCUCGCUGUUCCGAUCGCUCAGCUAGGCCAGCACAGAGCGCUGUCUGAUUGUUCGUCCCGAGGAUUUCUUCUCGUGGAAAGUAUCUCAUUGCAUUCGUUUCCGUCUCGCGUGCCAAAUUUGAGAGUCAGAAUUUGUUCGCUCGCCUCUAAACUUCGACCUGGGGAGUGGAAAGAGUUCAAAAGGUUCGAGCGUUUGGGAGACAGAGUGCGCCAAGCACUUUGACAGUCAGUGUCUCGACAUCGAGAGAGACGAGUGCACAUGUGUUUGUGACAGGUACAGAUUGGGCCCCUAAUCGCCGCUGAUAAUUAAAAGGAAUGAGCGAUCGAGGGCAUUUGCAGUCACCGAGGAAUUUCGAGCGCGAUGUGGACCCUGCCAGUGGUCCUGAGGGUCGAAGUGGUUUGGAGCGCAUCCGCAGCAUGGAGCGGAGACGGAACAUGGAGCGGAGGCUGGAGCAAUUGCGUCGGGAGCAAGGGCUACGAGAACGACAGAAAUUACCUUUGAGCAUCGGGGCGAGGGUGAAGACUGAAAUGAAGAAAUUGUUGACCAGGACGACCGAAGACGUGUCCGAGGACGAGGACGAUACGGGAUCCGAGGUCGACGAUGGUGUAAGACGAGAAAAUCCAGGCGUAGGCAUACUGUGGAGAAUGUCGUUCUGGGCCACGAUGUCUUUGUUCGCAUAUGUAUUUCUGAAUGGUCCUCGCAUGCAGGCCAAUUUUGUCCCUGACAUCGUCGAGAGGGAUCCUAUUUCAAGAAUCACCCGGCCUAGGAACAGGCGGCCUCGAAGUGGUCAUUGAUCUUUCCGGAUGUUUUCCUACUCCGUUUGCCGAGCAAAACCCCCGUGAUUGCCACUUGGCAAAGGGGCAUCUCUACGAGUUUUUGGAUCGAGAGCGGCAGAUAGGUCGGCCAAUCUAGUCGGGCCGAGGAGGGGGUUUCGUAAUUGAUGAGUCAAAAGGGUAGCCAAUUUUCGCUACCAUAGAUGCGGCAUUUGUUCAGUUUUGAUACAUAGUGGAAGGAGGGCAUCCUCCGCAUUCUCUCUCAUUAGAAGAGCUUUUUAGUGUUCGUUCACGUGCAUUGGCGAGACUCAAGAUCAACGGCGUGUUGGAUACAGACGAUUCCAGCCGAGCUGCACCGCUUCUCAUUGACUGAAGCGUUCAAUCGCUCGAAUGCCAUUUGUCUAAUACAUUCGGUGGGCAUGAGAAGAUCAUUCGCAUUCCAGCUUUUCAACUCCAAUGCUUCAUCUUUGUCUAUCGGCGUAUGU